AUGAGUUCUGAUAAAUUUGAAUUUACAAUUAAACAUGCUGGUAAACUAUACCCAAUUACCUUGUCUAAUGGUUCAACUGUUGAAGAAUUGAAGAAUGAGGUUCAAGGUUUGACAAUGGUUCCAAUGGAACGUCAAAAAUACAUGGUUAAAGGUGGUUUAACUGAUAAUACUAUUUCUAAUUUGUCAUCUGUUAUUAAACCCGGGUCUACUGUUAUGUUGCUUGGUACUCCAGAUGCUGAUAUGAUCAGUAAACCAAAGGAAUCUAAUAAAUUUAUCGAAGAUCUUGCCCCAGAACAUCAAAGACAAAAAUUUAAUCAAAUGCCAAUCGGUCUAUUAAAUAUGGGUAACACUUGUUAUAUGAACUCUACUUUACAAGCUUUAUACAGAGUCGAUGGUUUGAGAGAUAUGGUUUUGAAAUAUAAGGAACAGGCUAAUGUGCAACCAGGUGAUGAACUUCAUUAUAAAUUGAUUUCAGAAUUGAAACGUUGUUUCGAAAACUUGCAAAAGAAGAGCUAUGAAUCCGUAAUGCCAGUUGUAUUCUUGAAUUUAUUAAGAAAAUGUUAUCCGCAAUUUGCUGAAGUAGAUAACGCAAAUGGUAUUUUUAAACAACAAGAUGCUGAAGAAUUGUUCACACAACUCUUCAGUUCUUUAAACAUUGUAUUCGGUGAAAAGUUUACAGAUGAUUUUGAGGUUCAAUUCAGAACAACAAUCAAAGACAGUAACAAUGAAGAUGAUGUUACAAUCAAAGAAAACGAAAUUGAUUCGAAGUUAAAAUGUCAUAUUUCUGGUACCACCAACUUUAUGAAAAAUGGGUUAAUAGAAUCCUUGCAUGAAGAAAUAGAGAAAAGAUCUGAGCAUACUGGUGUCAAUUCUACUUAUCUAGUGGAUAAGCAAAUCACAAAAUUACCAAAAUAUUUAACAGUACAAUAUGUUAGAUUUUUCUGGAAAAGGUCUACAAAUAAAAAAUCUAAAAUUUUACGUAAAGUCCAAUUCCCAUUCCAACUUGAUGUUGCAGACAUGCUAACACCAGAAUAUGCGCAAGAAAAGAUUAAAAUUCGUGAAGAAUUAAGGAAAAUCGAAAAGGAAAAAUCUGAUGAUGAAAGAGAAUUGAAAAGGCGUAAGGUUAAUGAUUCUGAUUCCGAUGGUACAACAAUGACACCAAGAGAAAAGCAAGAAACGGAAGAAGCUCUAGAAGAUAGCCGCAGAGAACAUUGGUUACAAGAAUAUAAGAAACAUUUCCCAACUGAUUUAAGACCUGGUGAAAACCCAUCAUGUGUCUAUGAUCUAAUUGGUGUUAUCACCCAUCAAGGUGCAAACUCUGAAUCAGGACACUACCAAUCUUUCAUAAGAGAUGAAAAAGACGAAAAUAAAUGGUACAAAUUCAAUGACGAUAAGGUAAGUGUUGUCGAAAGAGAAAAGAUUGAAGCUCUUGCUGGUGGUGGUGAAAGUGAUAGUGCUUUAAUUUUAAUCUAUAAGGGAUUGGGUUUAUAA
Molecule: messenger RNA, 1491 nt
Organism: Vanderwaltozyma polyspora DSM 70294
Lineage: Eukaryota; Fungi; Ascomycota; Saccharomycetes; Saccharomycetales; Saccharomycetaceae
Gene: UBP6
Product: ubiquitin-specific protease UBP6
Exons: 2
Coding region: 1-1491 (496 amino acids)
Biological process (GO): proteasome-mediated ubiquitin-dependent protein catabolic process; regulation of proteasomal protein catabolic process; protein deubiquitination
Molecular function (GO): proteasome binding; cysteine-type deubiquitinase activity; protein binding
Source: RefSeq, a predicted model, not a curated record